AUGCGGAUCCUGACCCAUGCUGCCCUUUACUGCCUCCGUGGCUGUGGCUGUUCAGUGUCCAGCCUCAGUGUCCUCAUGGGUAAAACGGGUGACUACACCUCUGUGUCUCAGACGCUGUGUUAUUGGGAGACGGAUGCAGAUGCCCGGGAAGACGCCGAUGGCUGGGGGCCUGAGUGUCUUCAGUUUUUGCCCUCGGGCCCCCGCUGCCCUGCCCUGCCCGCCUCGCCGAUGCUCUACCUGUACCGCCCCGAGAGGCCCGCGCUGCCCCUGGCCUUCGCGCCCGCCGCUGCCCUGGCCGCCUCCGGCCGCGCCGAGCCCCCGCAGAAGCCGCCUUACAGCUACAUCGCGCUCAUCGUCAUGGCGAUCCAGGACGCGCCCGAGCAGAGGGUCACGCUCAACGGCAUCUACCAGUUCAUCAUGGACCGCUUCCCCUUCUACCACGACAACCGGCAGGGCUGGCAGAACAGCAUCCGCCACAACCUGUCGCUCAACGACUGCUUCGUCAAGGUGCCCCGCGAGAAGGGGCGGCCCGGCAAGGGCAGCUACUGGACGCUGGACCCUCGCUGCCUGGAUAUGUUCGAGAACGGCAACUACCGACGCCGCAAGCGGAAGCCCAAGCCAGGCCCCGGGGCCCCGGAGGCCAAGCGGCCCCGCGUCGAGACCCUGGAGCCGCGCGAGCUCGGCGGGGCCGCCAAGCCGGGGCCGGGCGGCUGUCUGAGCGCCGCGUUCCUGGCCGCCUCCUCCAGCCUCCGCCCGCCUUUCAACGCUUCGCUGAUGCUCGACCCGCACGUCCAGGGCGGCUUCUACCAGCUCGGGAUUCCCUUCCUCUCCUAUUUCCCGCUGCAGCUCCCCGACGCCGUGCUGCACUUCCAGUAAAGCCAGCAGCGGCGCGUUCUCUCCCCGCCCCGACCCAGCCUCCUCCGAGCGGCCGAAUCCCACGGGGAAGGGCUCCUGUACUUUGCAAAACGGCCUGGGCCUGGGCCGACGUGUGGACGUGGACGUGUCUGACCUCUGCGCAGGUGGUGGGCACGCCUGCCUCCUCCGCAGGGACUUUCUCCUGGAACCCGGGGGAUUGGGAGACUUAAAAGACCCUUUCCCCGAGACUUGGGCAUCGUGACCCCAUUCCACCCCAGUGGAAAAAUUCAGAGACUAGAAGUCACUGUCACAGUGCGACCUUCGACCUUCGGCUCUCCAGCUCUCCU
Molecule: messenger RNA, 1202 nt
Organism: Tupaia belangeri chinensis (Chinese tree shrew)
Lineage: Eukaryota; Metazoa; Chordata; Mammalia; Scandentia; Tupaiidae
Gene: FOXL1
Product: forkhead box L1
Exons: 4
Coding region: 1-876 (291 amino acids)
Biological process (GO): regulation of transcription by RNA polymerase II; cell differentiation; anatomical structure morphogenesis
Molecular function (GO): DNA-binding transcription factor activity, RNA polymerase II-specific; RNA polymerase II cis-regulatory region sequence-specific DNA binding
Source: RefSeq, a predicted model, not a curated record